AUGCAAGAAUCGAGACGUUCGCGGUCAGCGCAGGGCGAAAACUCCCGUAGGAGAAGCGAACCCUUCGCUCAUACCAGCACCUCGUUAGACCGAAGAACUAGCCUCGAUCCCUCGGCUUUACGCACCGCAGAGCCUCGCCUCACGCACCAUGACUCCAAAACCUCCCUACUUUCCUUGCAAACAGAAAACAGCGCUGACGACGCCUUCGUCAAGUGCAAAUACCCUAAAUGUCCCUCCCGCGCCCCGCUUUCAGACGCCAAGAGACAUUACAAAUCGUGUCACAACUGCUCCACCAUGUACUGCUCGAAAGAAUGCCGAAGAGCGCAUUGGGAAAAACACAGGAAAGUGUGCUUGCACUCCCGAGCGAGUGCGCUCUGCAGACAGAUCAUAUCCGCUGCCAAGGAGGACGUGAACUCCCUACAUCAAAUUAGUACCAUCGGCCAUAAAGGCUACCUGGCCCAGGGCAGGGGCGUGGUCAAAGUCUUCUUCACUAGUCCAGAAGCUGCUGAGAAAUUCACGACGCACGGCUACCAAUACCUCAGCGAACCGGAGUACGUCAAAUGGAUAUCGCUGCAGCCGAACGAAAUGGGCGUGGAGCUGUACACGGAGGUGGUCAAGCUAUGCAAAUCGUACAACCCCGAAACGAGGGUGAUCCUGUACGUGGCCGUGUGCAUAAUAAGCGAGGUGCCGACGAAGGGCGCUGUGAAGUGGGAACGGCAGAUGGUUUCCAGAUGCGCGAAGCUACGCCUCAGUAAGAGCGUUACUGCGGCCAUACAGGAACAGAAUCGGAAACGCAACAGAAGGGACAGCAAAGGUACGCCGGAUGACAGGGAAACGCUGAUUCUGACGUCGAAAAUGAGCAACGCCGGGGAGAGGAACGCCGCGACCGCUCACAAAUUCAGGGAAAUAUGCUUCAAAAACAUCGUACACGAAUUGGAGAGCCGGGGCGUUGUGUUGAGGAAGCACUUCCCCGAAGUAUAUUCCCGCUUAGCAGCGUAUGUAGACGGCACGAGUGAUAGAUUCAUUCCAAUGACAAUAUACCCCAGGGAUGCCACGAGUGGAAAAUCUUUCGUGUGUGUGAUUAUGCCAGACAGUGAUGUGGACAGUGGUACACCAGUUGAUGGAAAGGCUGUGACAGUGGAUGUCGGUUUGGACAAGUCUCGGCAUCAACUAUCAACGCCCAUG
Molecule: messenger RNA, 1185 nt
Organism: Iphiclides podalirius (scarce swallowtail)
Lineage: Eukaryota; Metazoa; Arthropoda; Insecta; Lepidoptera; Papilionidae
Source: the annotation of a GenBank genome assembly